Tuber melanosporum (Perigord truffle) is the source of this 1926-nucleotide messenger RNA. RefSeq lists its product as uncharacterized. Bases 901 to 1506 code for a protein of 201 amino acids. The transcript has 4 exons. The record is from RefSeq and is a predicted model, not a curated record. NCBI's taxonomy places the organism in Eukaryota, Fungi, Ascomycota, Pezizomycetes, Pezizales, Tuberaceae.
AGCAUUCGGAUCUACUCGAGUAUGGGAAUCCCUGCGUAUUCACAACCACCAACCAGUCUCCUUCCCACUCAUCCCACUUCCAUCACCCAUCAUACCCUUGGGUCGGCCUACGAUAUUAUCAACCAGAUACCGGUACUCUUUCACAUCCGAUUCUACAUCCUGCCACUCCUGAGCCGCCCAUCAAUCGAGCCAUCCCUCUCCUCACAAUCACUGGCAAGGCAUCUCUGAUCUCGUCACAUUGCGAUUGCCAGCCGAGAUAUCUCCUCCCCUCUUGUUUCGCCUUUUUUCCUUUCCUCUUUUUUUUUUUUCUUUCCCUUUUUCCUUUUUCCCUUUUCGCGAAUCUGUCCUUGGCAACGUACCAGUAUUCCCCCCGGCCGUCGACCAGGAAAAGAUUUCCCGCUCCAGAGCCAGUUGCUAUCGUACUCUUUUCACGGAACCUCUUGCUUUGCCCCUCUACAUUAAAAUUAAGACCCCCGUGCUCCAUCGGCAUUACCGGCCCACCAAUAUUUCCAUCCUCCGCACUCCCACUUAUCCACUCAGUCUAACCUACCGCCGAUGUCGAUCACUCCCCCUUUUGGUCGAUGGCUAUCAACAACACAUAGCAUGAGCCCCCGUGCCGUUUCUGGUUUCCAUUACGCAUAAUGGCAAAAGGUGGGAGAGGUCGAUACAUACACCGAGUGAGCCCCAGAGGCCCAAAUUUCCUAGGCGAAUCACAAACCUGAGUCCGUUAUCUCUUGGACCCCUCGUCUCGAACUGCUCCUAUACCGGGACCAAGUCUAUAAAGCUGCUCCCACCGCGCCCACUCCUCACUUAUUUGAGGAUCAUCCAUUCCGGAAAACCAUCCAUCACUCACCAUUCCCCGCGCGCUUAUAAAGACAUAUUGGAUAAUCCAUCUCAAUAAUGACCCACAAGUCUUCACACUCGAUGGCCUCGCACUCCGCAAGGAGACCGGGUACUCGUACUAGACCUUCAUCAUCACCGCCUCCAUCACCAAGCACACCCCCUAGCAACUACUCCCUUUCUAUACAACAUGCACCUUCUACUCAAGGCUACAUCACUUCUGGUCCCCCUUUUGAAAUCAGUCGGACAGUCAAUAUCACCGUUGAGGUGUCAUCAUCAUCCUCAACUCCUGCAUAUAAUGGCUACGACGUUAGGAAUUACCCUCCGGUCACCACCACCUGUUACUCAACUGAGCCCUCCUCCCCCUCGGCUUCGGUAAGCUCAUACCAGUACGGCAUGUACGAAUCAAUAUCGAGUUUUCCCGACUAUUCCAAUCCACCGUCAUCCGCGGACACCACUGCCCCACCAUCAUCACCGUUUCAAGGGUACACCCCAUCCACAAGUAGUGCCGCGUCUACAAACUACAGCUACUACGCCUCGGGAGGGUACGCCCCAGAGCACUGCGGGAGCCAGUCUGAAUACUCGGGCAAUCAAUCCCAAGAAAACCAGACGACGAGGAGGAGGCAGAGUACCAGGUCCCACAGGAGCACUCCCCACCGCGGGUGAUGCUCGAAAGAUUCCUUACGGUAGACUCUGGGAUGGACUCGUUAGCGUAUCUAGCUAGGAUCGCUAUUCGGUGUGGGGAUGUCAGGGAUGGGGAAGUGCCCUUAUUACCGUUUCGGGGGCGGUGAAAGUACUUAUUUCUUGUUUCCUAUUUUUCUUUGCGUUCUUCGCUUUUCUCCUUCGUUUUGAUAUGGCGUUGGGGGUCUCGGGUAACCCCAUUUCACUUCACCUUCCGUUUCCUUGUCUCAUUUCUAACUCCGGGGGAGUCUGGGUUUUUGGUAUCUCCUUCAUGUACUGUAACUAUCUUUAUUGAGCUCUCCUUUUCCUCUUUUAUUUUUGGGAGCAUAAGGUCUUUUUUUACUCUUCCAUUUUUAGAUUUUUAGCGAGAAGAGAGGUUUGCUCCCAAAAAAGAGAGUCGACCGU